GAGGAGCAGAUUUUUGAGAUAGAUUGCACCAUGCUGACGCCUGAAGCUGUUCUGAAGACCUCUGGGCACGUGGACAAAUUUGCAGACUUCAUGGUGAAAGAUGUAAAAAGUGGAGAAUGCUUCCGAGCUGAUCACCUCCUGAAGGCCCAUUUACAGAAGAUGAUGUCAGACAAGAAGGGCGCCGCGGAGAAAAAGAUGGAAAUGGAGAAGGUGAUCACGCAGCUGGACAACUACAAUCAGGAACAGCUUGCGGAUCUGUUUGUCAAUUACAAUGUGAAGUCCCCCCUAACAGGAAAUGACCUCACUGCUCCGGUGUCUUUCAAUCUCAUGUUCAAGACCUCUAUUGGCCCAGGAGGAAACAUGGCUGGAUAUUUGAGGCCAGAAACCGCCCAGGGAAUCUUUCUGAACUUCAAACGUCUUUUGGAAUUCAACCAAGGCAAACUGCCUUUUGCUGCUGCUCAGAUUGGCAAUUCUUUCCGGAAUGAAAUCUCUCCUCGCUCAGGUCUCAUCAGGGUCAGGGAAUUCACAAUGGCAGAAAUUGAACAUUUUGUGGACCCCAGGGAAAAAUGUCAUCCUAAAUUUCAAAAUGUAGCCGACCUCCGCAUCCUCUUGUAUUCUUCCAAAGCCCAGACCAGCGGGGAACCAGCCCGUGUCAUGUGUUUGGGGGAUGCUGUUGAGCAGGGUGUGAUCAACAAUUCCGUCCUGGGCUACUUCAUUGGCCGGAUCUACCUCUACCUCAUCAAAGUUGGCAUCUCUCCAGAGAAGCUUCGUUUCCGGCAGCACAUGGAGAAUGAGAUGGCUCAUUACGCCUGUGACUGCUGGGAUGCGGAGACCAAAACCUCCUACGGCUGGAUCGAAAUUGUUGGCUGCGCUGAUCGCUCCUGCUACGACCUCUCCUGCCACGCCAGAGCCACCAAAGUCCCUCUCGUUGCUGAGAAGCUUUUGAAGGAGCCGAGAAUCGCCAACGUUGUUCAGUUUGAAGCCAACAAGGGAGCCAUAGGGAAGGCGUACAAGAAGGAUGCUAAGCUGGUGCUGGAGUAUCUCGCCAUCUGUGACGAGUGUUACAUCAGUGAGAUGGAGACGCAGCUGAACGAAAAAGGGGAAUUUACGAUUGAGACAGAAGGGAAAACCUUUCAGGUAACAAAGGACAUGGUUGGCGUGAAAAGAUUCCAGAAAACCUUGCAUGGUAAGUCAUCUUCACUCUAA
Molecule: messenger RNA, 1206 nt
Organism: Thamnophis sirtalis
Lineage: Eukaryota; Metazoa; Chordata; Lepidosauria; Squamata; Natricidae
Source: RefSeq, a predicted model, not a curated record